GAGCGUGUGUGAGGAGGAGGAGGAGCUCUACCUCUUCUCCCUCUGUGUGUCUUCAGUGUGUCCGUGGGUUCCGCAGCAGCCGGAGUGAAGAAGCUGUUGCAGAAACUCAAAUUACACCUGAACGCACCUGCAAUGCUCCUGGAUGCUCCUCUCCGUGCUCUCCUCCUUCUGAGCGGAGAAACUCUCCAAUGUGAGCUCGUCUGUGCGUAAAAGGGUCCGGCUCCGUCAUGGCCUAUCCUCAGGGGUUCCUCUUCCAGCCCUCUGUGUCACUGGCUCUGCCCUUCAGCUCGGGGAUCAUCCUGGGUCAGAGGACCGAGGGCUCAGCCUUCGCUCCGUACUCCGCAUCAGCGACCUCCUCUCCCGGAUUCAGCUCCCACUCGCCCUACGCAGGAGAGCCGCGGGCCGCCGCCACCAUCAGCUCCUUCAUGAAUCCGGGCUAUGAUCCAUCCUCGGGCGUCUCCGGAUCCUUGGACUACCAUGCUUUUGGGCCCCUGGCGGGUUACCCGUACGGAGACCCCACCUACAGGAAGAACGCCACUAGGGACGCCACGGCAACGCUGAAGGCCUGGCUGAGCGAGCACCGGAAGAACCCGUACCCCACCAAGGGGGAGAAGAUCAUGCUGGCCAUCAUCACCAAGAUGACACUGACGCAGGUCUCCACCUGGUUCGCCAACGCUCGCCGGCGGCUGAAGAAGGAGAACAAGAUGACGUGGACUCCUCGGAACCGGAGCGAGGACGAGGAGGAGGAGGAUGCCAUCGACCUGGAGCGCACCGAGGAGGACGAGGAGCCCCUGAAGUUGACCGAGGAGGAGACGGAGCUGCGGACCGACGGCGCCGUCCGUCACCUCCCAGCUCCAGAUUCCUGUCGGUUGACGUUCCGGGAGGACACUGGCACCGACCGCAGCCUCUCAGAUCCGAGGUCUUUGGACCAGAGGCUACCCCACAUUGUAGGUCCCACCUCAGUUUUAGGGGACCUUCCUCAGAGUAGGCCCCUAGAGACCCUCAGAGUCUCAGGGUCCGAGCGUAUGUCCUCACCGAGCUCCGUGUCUAAGGACCAUGUGGAUUUCAACAGCACCACUGAGGGGCCAAAUCCGGCCCCAAAACCCAAACUGUGGUCCCUGGCUGAGAUCGCUACGUCUGUGGACAAAAAUACAGGAAGCAAUGACUCGUCACAGAGCAGGGGGCGGAGCUCAUUGACCCACGGCCCCGCCCUGCCAAGACACCUGUACUACACUUCCCCUUUCAUCCCUGGAUACUCCAGCUUCAGGCCCCUGGGACCCCUACAGGGCGGCCCCGGUUCACACUUAAGUGGAUUACAGCAGAAGAUGCUGCAGCGGGCCGAGGCUGCAGCUAGAGACUGCCGACUGCGCAGCCAGAACCAGACAGAGCUGCACGAACUCAAGAGAGGCAUGACAAACGUGUAGAGGGUUCUGUUAUCUGACCAGUGGUGCCGCCUCAGAGAAUCCCAUAGAACUUUGACCCAAAGACAGUUUCACAGUUUUUUUAUGUUGAUCAGAUGUAACCUUUGUAGUGCAUUUCUGCACCCAACCUGACGUGUCAUUGAUUAAAAAAUAGUUUUAUUAAGAUGAAAGUGAU
This is a messenger RNA of Girardinichthys multiradiatus, 1596 nucleotides long. Its product is annotated as iroquois-class homeodomain protein IRX-5-like. The coding region runs from base 228 to 1424 and encodes 398 amino acids. NCBI's taxonomy places the organism in Eukaryota, Metazoa, Chordata, Actinopteri, Cyprinodontiformes, Goodeidae. Gene Ontology annotation, molecular function: DNA-binding transcription factor activity, RNA polymerase II-specific; RNA polymerase II cis-regulatory region sequence-specific DNA binding. The record is from RefSeq and is a predicted model, not a curated record. The transcript has 3 exons. Gene Ontology annotation, cellular component: nucleus. Gene Ontology annotation, biological process: regulation of transcription by RNA polymerase II; cell development; neuron differentiation.